AUGUCGACUCCACAAGACUCCGUCAAUGACGAAUGGAUGCACGUUUCAAGAGGUCGUGGCAAGCGCGCAUCAGCACGACCACCUAUCCUCAAUAGCUUCCCAGCCAUCUCUAAAGAUCUGAAGAUUGCCACGAUUCGCAAAGAUCACGACCGCAAACUCAAGGCAUGGAGGAGUAGCACCUGCCGACAAACAUUGCAGCGAGUCUUUAAAACUCUGAGGCCUGAUGCUGGUUGGCAAGUGCAAAAUGCAAUUUGCCUUGCUAUGGGAAGUCUUAGUCGAGACAAUCUGGAGUGUCGACGACGGAGCAUGUGGCAGAUGGCCGUCUUCGUAGAUAUCAUCAGCUUGCUUGAAGAAGACACCCAGAAUACUAUUGAAGCGGCACUACAAGAUCCUGCUUUCACGGAUCUCGAUCGUGACUUUUUCCGCGAGUUAGGAAUGUCUGAUCUUCCCCUUGUCUUGAACACGACUAGGAAACCAGGUCUCGGACCAGCACAGACUCAGUGCGGCGAGAACUCAUUCAUCCUCGAGCUCUUUAUGGAUAUGGAAACACAGGGCAUCAGAGAGCUCGUGGAGGCGGACGUUGAGGUAUACAUCGGCUCAUCUUUGCAAUCCAGGAUUGAUCGCGCCGGGACGACACACGAACAGAACAAAUUAGCGUUGGCCUUUGAGCGAAGAUAUCAAAUGCAUAGAUUUCCGACAUUCGUUGAGGAUCCUAACAUCUUCGAAGGGCUCUGCAUUUUUACCAAGAAACGCGAUGAGGAUACCUGA
This is a messenger RNA of Dissoconium aciculare CBS 342.82, 768 nucleotides long. RefSeq lists its product as uncharacterized. The record is from RefSeq and is a predicted model, not a curated record. The transcript is spliced from 2 exons. The coding region runs from base 1 to 768 and encodes 255 amino acids. NCBI's taxonomy places the organism in Eukaryota, Fungi, Ascomycota, Dothideomycetes, Mycosphaerellales, Dissoconiaceae.